Molecule: messenger RNA, 786 nt
Organism: Anopheles arabiensis
Lineage: Eukaryota; Metazoa; Arthropoda; Insecta; Diptera; Culicidae
Exons: 2
Coding region: 125-445 (106 amino acids)
Source: RefSeq, a predicted model, not a curated record
UGUAGCGAGCGACGAUGGCAUCGGUUUCAGCUGUCAUUUAAUUGGCUUUGGUGUUUGAAGAAAGAAGAAAAUAAAUUUAGUGCUCUGUUGUUUUGCGGAAAUUUUUUGAUUUUUUUUCAGUAAAAUGGCUACACAACCAAUGAAGAUGAGCAGAAAAGUUACUUCCCGGCGGAACAAGAAGCUUGCAGCUAUGUCCAUAGAGUAUGAUCGGCAGAACAUGUUGGAUGAAGAGGAUGCGGGAAUAAGCGGAAUGGCGCACCGUAAUAUCAGUGGACUAUUCACGGUUGAGCACGUAGGAAAGAUAACUAGGCCUGCUUCGCUUCCGUCUUCGUCUGUCUCCGAUUUACAAAAGACGCAGCUCAACCUGAUCCAGCCCUCGAGUGCGAUUCAGUUCACCGUCAGCAAGCGUGCGGUUCAUGCCGGUGAUGUGCGCUAUGACCCGUAAUGUCGUUCGGAUCAACCCGUUUGGUGCAAGAAAAGCAUAAGCGAGUCCGACCCGUUGGGUCGCGAGUUCGGUUCGGAAUCGGACCAAAAUAGGUUCAAGACCCGACCUAAACUCGCUGCAACAAUGGGUCGGAGUUGUUUAUGAUUUCUUGCAUCAAUCGUUUGGGUUGACACUCGUUGAUUCCGACUCCGAUCUUGUGGACCUGCUGCACGCAUGGCCUCUGUGGAAGGAGACAGCCAUGACAAUGGACCUUCAUAGAACAGUUGAUCAUUAGCAGAACUGGCACGAAAUAAAUACAUUAAUAAAAGCACCGUUAAAAGUUCAAUACCGGCUUUACCCGA